AUUUCCCCAAUUUGGUGAAUUGAAACAGUUGGUGAAUAAUAUUGAAACAAAGCACGGAAUUCACUCAAUAUAAAGAUUAAUAUAUAGAACUCACUAACGAUUUCUCUCCUUCUCUCUUCUCUUUCUAUUUGCGCGCUGUGUUGUGGGGCCUGGAAGAAAGGCACAGAAGCUGCGACAACCCGUACCCUAGGGUUUCAAAGGCAGCAAUGGCGACUCUGGAUUCCGACGUCCCGAUGGUUACCGCCGGUGAAGGGCCCAGCGGUGUUACUACUCCUCCUGCGUCCUCGUCAGCAGCCGCCUCUUCAUCCUCCUCCAAGAAACCCAAGCGAUUCGAGAUCAAGAAGUGGAACGCCGUCGCUCUCUGGGCCUGGGAUAUCGUCGUGGACAACUGCGCGAUUUGCAGGAACCAUAUCAUGGAUCUCUGCAUCGAGUGCCAAGCAAAUCAAGCCAGCGCUACCAGCGAGGAGUGCACUGUCGCCUGGGGAGUUUGCAAUCACGCAUUUCACUUUCACUGCAUCAGUCGGUGGCUGAAGACCCGCCAAGUGUGCCCUCUAGAUAACAGCGAGUGGGAGUUCCAGAAAUACGGCCACUAAGAGCACUUCCGUGGUUUGAGAAGCGUUGCAGCCUCUGUGGUCUGCCAUUGGGAUUCUGAAUGUGAUUGCUGAAGGACCAGAAAAAUUGAGAAAUACUGAGUGCAGUAUGAGCUUUAUAUACUUUUGUUCAGACGCCAUUUGUCAAUCCUCUUAUCGCUUUGUAAACUUGGUAUCCUCGGUAUUUUAGUCCGAUGUUGAUAUACGAUGCUUACUGCCUUAUUAGACUUCUUAGAUAUUCUAUC
Molecule: messenger RNA, 835 nt
Organism: Punica granatum (pomegranate)
Lineage: Eukaryota; Viridiplantae; Streptophyta; Magnoliopsida; Myrtales; Lythraceae
Source: RefSeq, a predicted model, not a curated record